This is a messenger RNA of Toxotes jaculatrix (banded archerfish), 1341 nucleotides long. RefSeq lists its product as uncharacterized. The coding region runs from base 130 to 1014 and encodes 294 amino acids. The record is from RefSeq and is a predicted model, not a curated record. Lineage: Eukaryota; Metazoa; Chordata; Actinopteri; Toxotidae. The transcript is spliced from 2 exons.
CCUGGCUGCACUUAGUGGUACAGCCCUUUUAAGGCACUUCCUCAUUUGGUUGCAACACAACACAGAUUCUUAUCUUGUGGUCGUCACGUCUUACGGUCAGACCCGAAGUCUUCUUCACAGUUACCAACAAUGGCCAGCUACAUCUCACACCUUGACGUGUCCCUCAAUACAGAUGAGGAGCAAAAUCUCCAAUCACAGGGCUUCAAGAAAAUCAAUGUGGAUCUGAACAAAGGGUCAGGAGGAAACUACAUCUAUAUUUGGUACAAAGAAAAUUCCUGCUCAUCACCAAUCACCAGGAUUCAGUUUACAUUCAACGAUGACAUGGCCAUUGGAUUGAUCAAUGCGGGGUACACAAAGAUCUCGAAAGACCUCAAUGCUGGAGCAAAAGGUGAUUACAUCUACCUCUGGUACUUCAGAGGGUCCACAGAGUACGAUACUCCCAUAGUGGACAUCGAUGUCACUACAGAUGCAGAAAGUGAAGCCAACAAGUUUAGCUUGGGCUGGGAGAAGCUGACCUGUGAUCUGAAUCGCAAGGCUGAAGGCAACUGGAUCCACCUCUGGGUGAAGAGAGAGAGACAAACAUACAUCUGUGAAGUCACCGCCACUGAUUCCUACGGAUCCGACACCGACUACUUUCAGAAGGGCUACAUUCGUUUGGAUGAAGAUACUAACAGAGAUGCAAAAGGAGCGUUUGUCUUCAUCUGGUACCGUCAGACCACCGACUCCCAGCGUGCACUCAGUGUUUUGCAAAUCUCCACCAAUGGCAGUGAGCGUCAGGCCCUUCAGCAGCAAAAUUACCAACCAGUGAGCGUUGACCUCAACGAGGGAACUGGAGGAAACCAGGUGUACCUGUGGUACAAGCAAGAGCAGUGUGAGAAGCCCAUUAAGGCCAUCGCCCUGCUCGUCAACACAGAUGCUGUUCCGGUGUAUGAGAGGGCUGGAAUCAAUGUUAUUAAAAGAAAUCUCAACACAGGCAACAAAGGCUGCACUGAGUACCUGAGUGUUUAUCAGUGAAGGCCUGAGAAAAUCUGUGACGGCAGCAGAGCUGAGCAUUCUCGACCCUCACUGAAGUGGAAAGCACAGUUCAAAAGUGUUCUUUAAUUUUUGUUGAUUACUUCCUUACCUUUGUUUUCUAUGUAAAUCGAUGUAAGUGGUAACAUCAGAGAGCACCUGUGGUCUCUACUGUUCAACUUCUUAUCAGAGAAAUCAAUCAAACUAAUUCAACUAUUUUCAUGGCUACUUUUCAAUCAAUGAUGUUAAUCAGUUAUUCACCUUUAUAAUUUUGUAUCACUGUAUUCAGCAAUUUUCCUGCUUUUCAAUAAAGACAAUUUUGCAUCAGAA